GUAUCCACCAUGUGCGUGCCAAGCUGGGAAAGCCAGAGCACAAAGCGAUCGGAGCGGUGCAAUUUUGUUACAGCUACCAAUUUAUUUGAGUUGGGCCCAUCUGGCCUUUGCCGGUCUGACGAGUGUCGAAGUCUCAUCAGGCCCAACGCAAUAAAAGAGUCGAUAAAUCACUCACGUAUACGACCCUAGGCUCACCUUAUUCAUUUAGAUGCACAUCAAAAUAAAUAUGUAUUUAUGUAAGAACCAAUCUUACGAGGUGGUGGGAGCUGUUAUUCCCCAUAUACCUCAUUCCCAGGACCUGCUAAUCGAGUUGUGUGCAAUUUGUUUAUUCCACCUCAUCCUGUUGGUAGUGACGUCAGGGCCAGAAAGUUUUUCGCCUUCGUUACUGAAGAGGCCGCUGACGUGGCGAACGUCAUCACGAAUGUCUUGGCUUAAAGUCUAGGUUCCUUCCAGCGGGUCUCAGUUUUGCCUCGCCGUUCUCGCCGGAAAGAUUCCCCGGAAGACAAAUCCGGAUACAUUUUCGAUAUUCCGAUUUUAGAGCCCCUUGCUCAUCAGACAGUCUCCAGUUCCUUCUUACCUUACAGAGAUUCUUAUAUCGUCCAGGAUGUGGAAGCUAGCCAACAAGGCCAUGGCGCUGAGGACCUCCAAGGGAAAGGCCGAUGGCGGCGGAGGUGGCGGGGGCGAUGCCGAUGACUUCGAUGCCUGGAUGAAGUCCCGCCAGCUGCUCAAGCCCGAUGAUCAGCUGGAUCUCACUGAGGCCGAACUGGGCGAAGAGGUCACCAAGGUGCUGACGCCCACCAACACCAAUGUGAUCCGCAACCUUGUGGUCUACAGCUUCAAGGAAGGCGAGUUUGUCCUGGCACCGGUGCCGGGUAACACAGUUACAUUGAUCGCCUUUCCCGGGAACUCACUGCACGUGGACUCGGAGGAGGGUCGCCGCCAGAUAGAGGAGUCGGACGAGAUCGGCUACCCACUUCCCAUGCCAAACUACACGGUGGUGGAGCAGCGCGAACCCGAAAACGUCGAUGGUGAGGAGGGAGAGGGCGAAGAGGACGAUGAUGGAGCAAAUGCUAAGGACGCCGCCGGGGAGGAAGAGGAGGUCGAAGAGGAGGACGACGAGGAGGCCAAGGGCGCCGAGGGCGAUGAAGGCGAGGGGGAGGGAGAAGGAGAAGGUGCAGCUCGUCCUGACGACGAAGAACCCGCCCAACAAGCGGCGGCUGUUUCUUCGAAGAAACGAAAGCUGAUCAACCAGUUCAACUAUUGCGAACGGGGUGCCCUCACCUAUACAAAUCCCAAACGGAGUGUGGACACCCAGACCAUUCCUCCUCCCCGCUCUCAGUUUGGGGCAAAUGUGCUGCAGUGGGUCAUAUACGAUUCGUAUUUAGAAAACUUCGAGGAACAGCAGAAAGAUGGGACUAAAAAGGACGACCGUAAGAGGGGCAGAAGGGCCAAGAAGUUCCGGGACAAGUCCGCCAUUGCGGAGCAGCUAAACAAGAAGUAUCUCAAGUGCUGGCAGAUCCUAGAGCGCAUGAUCAACCAGAAUAUCUACGAUGACAUUGCUCAUGACUAUCGCUACUGGGAGGAUCCCGCCGACGAGUUCCGUGAGGGCGAGGGCAACCUAUUGCCCCUCUGGAAGUUCCAAUAUGAUAAGACCAAGAAGAUGAAUGUCACCGACAUUCUGUUCAAUCCUAGUUACUAUGAUCUCUUUGCCGUCUGCUUUGGAUCGCAUGACUUUAUGAAACAGACCAAUGAGGGCUACUUGUGUCUCUUCACCGUCAAAAAUCCCUCAUUUCCGGAUUACAUCAUUCAAACCGACAGCGGGGUAAUGUGUUGCGAUAUCCAUCCGACCUAUCCUUUCCUGGCGGUGAUUGGCCUGUAUGACGGCAAUGUGGCUGUGUACAAUCUCCGGGAGGACUGCAAGGAACCACUUUAUGUGUCCAAAGGAGUCAACUGCAAACAUGGAGAGUGCGUGUGGCAGAUAAGGUGGGGUCUGGACAUGACCGACGGCGAAGUAAACUUCUUCUCGGUGUCUUCCGAUGGACGGGUCUUCAACUGGAUCCUCAUGCAGAACAAGCUGUGGGUCACCACCAUUAUCACAUUGUACCGGGAGAAUGGACUUGUGGAUGGACCGGAUGGGACCAAGGUCAGCCUGAAGAGUGGAGGAUCCUGCAUGGUCUUCCAUCCCGUCGACAACAAGGUUUUUCUGGUGGGCACCGAGUGCGGCUACAUCUACAAGUGCAGCACGGCCUUUAGCUCCAAAUACCUGAUGACCUACAAUGCUCACAACAUGUCCGUCUACCGUAUUGACUUCAAUCGCUUCAACAGCAACAUCUUUGUAUCCUGUGGCGCUGACUGGCGGGUCAAGGUCUGGGAGGAUAUGCGCCCCGAUCCAUUGUUCAUCUUUGAUCUGGGUGCCGCUGUGGGCGAUGUAAAAUGGGCUCCCUACUCGAGCACCGUAUUCGCGGCGGUGACCACCGAGGGCAAAGUUCAUGUUUUCGAUUUGAAUGUGAACAAGUACAAGGCUAUCUGCAUCCAGGCUGUGGUGCCAAAACGGAAGAACAAGCUCACCAGGCUGUCCUUCAACGAGAAGCUCGCUUUUAUUGUAGUGGGCGACGAAAAGGGAGUUACCACAUCGCUGAAGCUGUCGCCCAAUCUUCGCAUGAUGGUGAAGCCGCCAAAGAAGCAGCUCUAUCUCGAUCAGAACACUCUGCAGAUUAGCAAGUUGGAGAAACUCCUGUCCCUGGUUCGGGAACUUCCCGAGGGAUCUGUUGUGCCCGAUGCAGCCACAACCGUGCGAAGCUAAAUCCAAAUAUGAAACCAGAUAACAAAAACACUAUGGUCUGAUUUUAUGUAUUAUAUUUUACACAUAUAGAUCUGCUGGUUCUAAAAGAAUCUUAUGUUAUUUUAUGUUCCUAUCAAUCUAACAAAAAUUUGCUAUCAACCAACAUAAGGAACUUAGAAGCAAUGUAAAAAAUCACAAAAUUGUAUAUAUGCUUAAAAACGAAAUAAAGGUUGAAUAAAACUGUAGUCAAAUCCGU
This is a messenger RNA of Drosophila suzukii, 3038 nucleotides long. Its product is annotated as dynein axonemal intermediate chain 1. Gene Ontology annotation, cellular component: outer dynein arm. Gene Ontology annotation, molecular function: dynein heavy chain binding; dynein light chain binding. The record is from RefSeq and is a predicted model, not a curated record. Gene Ontology annotation, biological process: outer dynein arm assembly; cilium movement. NCBI's taxonomy places the organism in Eukaryota, Metazoa, Arthropoda, Insecta, Diptera, Drosophilidae.